AUGUAAAGAAAGAAUUGGAAACUAGAAGUAUGUAUUUUAUUUAAUACAAACUAGGAAGAUAAUGCAUUAUUAUAGAAUUGUUAACAAUUAAAUUUCAAUUGGAAAAGAGUUUCAAAAAAUAUGAAUUUAAUGGGAUUUAAAAGAUCUGGUAAAUCUUGUAAAGAAAGAUUCUAAAAUCAAUUAAACCCUCAUAUUAAUAAAGAUUAAUGGUCUCAAAAUGAAAUUGAUAAACUUUUUGAGUUGUAAAUUAAACAUGGAAAUAAAUGGGUAUUAGUUAUGAUUUAUUUUUAGAGAAUAAUUGCCAAAGAAUUACCAAAUAGAACUGAUGGACUUAUUAAAAAUUAUUUUUAUUCUCUAGUUAGAAAAGUUCUACGUCGUCUAUCUAAAGCUGUUAAUAGAAAUAAAAAUGGUAUAUUUAUAAAUAUAAUUGAUCUAGGUUCCAAAAUGACUAAGACUUUAAAACCUUCAGUAAUCUCAUAAAUCUUUUGUGCAAAUUAGAAUGAAACCAAAUAGUCACCAAUUAAUUUAGAAUUUGCUUACUUAUUUAGAAAUAUUAUAUUCAAGUAUAAAAAUUAUAACUUGUCUUAAAAAAUUGAUAAUGAAGAUAUUAGCAAAAUAAAAUUAAUAUUUCUUACGUUACAAAAAUUAAAGUACUUUAAUACCUUAUUUUUAGUGAAUCUUAUAAUACUGAUAAUAAUAAAAGAUUAGAAACUAAAAUAAAUUAAAAAUAAGAAAAAUAAAACAGAAAAAACUUCAAUGUUAAUUUUAAUGCCGUAUAUAUAUAUAAUUAAUAUUAAUUAGAUUAUUAUAGAUAAAAUUAAUAACAAACUUCCUAUUUUUACAACUAAUUUGUUUCCUAUAGAAAAAUUAUAUCAAAGAUAAGAUAAUCAUUUUGAUACUCCUUUAUAAAUUAACCCUUAAGUAAUAUCAUCUUUAAAUUCGUAAAAUGUGGAUAAAACUUUUAGUUAUACUAAUUUCCCUUUGAAAUAACAACAAUAGUAAUAUAUUAUUUAUCAUCCUAUUCCUUAAUAUUAUUAUGUACGUUUACUAAUAUUAUAUAGUCUAUGACUUUUAAUGCUUAUGUAUAAUAACAACAAAAUCUAAGCAAUUUUUAUAGUUCUUAUUAACAUGAAUCAAAUAAAGUCAAAGAAGAAAAAGAAGAAUGA
Messenger RNA from Paramecium pentaurelia, 1166 nucleotides. The record is from the annotation of a GenBank genome assembly. NCBI's taxonomy places the organism in Eukaryota, Ciliophora, Oligohymenophorea, Peniculida, Parameciidae.